AUGCAUAUAAAAAUAGCAAAACAGGACCUUAACCAUUACAAAAGACAAGUAGCAAGGGUGGAAGCCCAUGCAACAAGGAAAAGAAAGUUUCUAAAGGAAGAUAUGGAAGGCCAGCAAAGAAAAAGAGUAAAAAUUUGCAAGACUACAACUAGAGUUACAAAUGAAUUUGAGGUGAUGAUUUCAACAGAAAAAAGGAACCAAGAACAUGGACGCGUUUUGAUGCAAGAGCUUAGCCCAGAAGCCUUAAAAGUAAGUUGGGCAGACUCUACAGAGCAGGAGCAGGCUAACAGAAACAUGGUAGUUACAGAUACUAUGGAAGAAGACUUUGACCCAAACUUCUCGUCCAUGAAGGUAGACGCGGAAAACUUGAAGAAAGAACUUUCUGGAAUGAAUGAUGUAAGGUCAGGUGACCUC
Messenger RNA from Racocetra persica, 414 nucleotides. Lineage: Eukaryota; Fungi; Glomeromycota; Glomeromycetes; Diversisporales; Gigasporaceae. The record is from the annotation of a GenBank genome assembly.